Messenger RNA from Trypanosoma brucei brucei TREU927, 1701 nucleotides. Its product is annotated as kinsin, putative. The record is from RefSeq and is a predicted model, not a curated record. The transcript has a single exon. The coding region runs from base 1 to 1701 and encodes 566 amino acids. NCBI's taxonomy places the organism in Eukaryota, Euglenozoa, Kinetoplastea, Trypanosomatida, Trypanosomatidae. Gene Ontology annotation, biological process: microtubule-based movement. Gene Ontology annotation, molecular function: microtubule binding; microtubule motor activity; ATP binding.
AUGAAUAAUAGCCGCAUUUGCGUUGCGGUGCGUAAACGCCCAAUAGUUGAUGUGGACAAGGAUAUUGUUGUGGCGCAGUCCCCGCAUUUGGUUGUUAAUGAACCAAAAGUGAAGUAUGAUCUGACGCCAUACACGGAGCGGCAUCAGUUCACCUAUGACUGUGUACUGGAUGAGAAUUCCAACAACGCACUAGUGUAUCAGCACUGCUGCUCAAAGCUCAUUGAUACUAUAUUUAACCAAGGUAACGCUACGUGUUUUGCAUACGGUCAGACUGGCAGCGGCAAAACACACACUAUGCUGGGUAAUGAUCACGAGGCAGGUCUCUACGCUAUUGCCGCAAAGGAGAUAUUUGCACGAUCUGCCCCACUGAAUUCUGACGUUUAUGUUUCAUUUUACGAGAUUUACGGUCGGAAGAUAUUUGACCUUCUGAACAACAAAGAAAAGUUAGUUGCCCGUGAGGACGCGGACAAGGUCAUAAACAUAUGUGGGUUAACGGAACACAAGGUAACAGACAUUCAGGGGCUUUUUGACAUCAUUUCACGUGGAAGUACUUACCGUGCGGCUGGCCAAACAAGCGCUAACAACGAGAGUAGCCGGUCACAUGCCGUACUACAGAUAGAGGUACGUGACCCUAAUAAUCGACGUGGUAAAUCUAUUGGGCGUAUAUCUUUUAUUGACUUGGCUGGAAAUGAGCGAGGAGCGGAUACCUUUGACUGCGACCGCAAGACGCGUAUGGAGGGAGCGGAGAUCAACAAGUCUCUCCUUGCCUUAAAAGAAUGUAUUAGGGCAUUGGGAAUGGGCAAGUCGCACGUUCCAUUUCGUGGCUCUAUUCUCACAGAGGUGCUGCGGGACUCAUUUGUUGGUAAUAGCCGUACAACAAUGAUCGCAACCAUUUCUCCCACGUCAACUCACUGCGUGAACACCCUCAACACACUUCGGUACACUCAACGUGUAAAGGAUCUCGGUGGUGAGGCAAAAGCAGCGCCGAAUGAAAAGGCAGAGCGCCGUCCCGUGAGGAGAUCGAAACUAUUCGAGGCACCGCCACCUCUCAAGGCUCGCCCAGAAUGGGUUGACAACUUUAGCGCUAACGAUGAGGAGCGCGGCGCGGAAGAGGAGGCUAACAGCCAAGCUGAUGUCUCGAAAGCACCACCAAAACCUCGUGCCAAUAAAAUGGUCGGUAGCGGAGCAACUGGAGGCGGGGCACCGUCGGCUGGCGGCGCCAACAGGGGUCGGCCACCAAAGCGUGAGGUGGUUGUAAGGGACCCGAAGAUCGCAACGAUUGUUCAAAAUCACAUCUCAGCUCUUGAUGAUGAUAGUGAUGAAACUGAUGAGGAUGAAGAAGAGGCGCCAGCAGCAGGUGCUGUGCUAGAUGCCUUGGCCAAGAGUGAAGAGAAGCAGGUGCGCAAAGUUCAUGCCCAUGUUGUGGAAGAAAUCGCCAAAGCAGAAGAGAAACUGGUGGCUCUGCACCGUCGACACAUUGACGCUAAAAUGACAGGCAUUAAGGAUGAGAUACGUGCCAUCCAGGCUUUUGAAGAGUCUGACUCUGUAGAUGAGUACGUGGGUCGUGUUCGCACUCUGCUGGUGAAGCAAAAGCAAGAUGUGGAAACAAUUCUUGAUUUGCUUAACGGUAUCACUGGCAUGCUCCGUGAGGAAGAAGAACUUUCUUGCACCCUGAACUCUUCCAUGAAGAGACGCAAUUAA